AUGAUGUUUCAUACAAUUUUAACAAUUGUUGUCAUGUCCUCUUUGCUAAUAUCCCAUGUUGUCGGAAUAAGAUUCGUCAUUGACAGAGAAGAGUGUCUGUCUGUAAAUGUCGAAUACGAAGGUGAUACGGUUUAUGUUUCUUUUGUCGUAAUCAAGGCGGAAUCCCCAUGGCAUUUCGCUGAAGACGGGGUUGAUCUUGUGAUAAAAGGCCCUACUGGGGAGCACGUAUACGAUAUACAUGAUAAAACUAGUCAAAAGUACGAAUUUAUCGCUCAAAAGAAAGGGCUAUAUCACUUUUGCUUCACAAACAAGUCUCCAUACCACGAGACCAUCGAUUUUGAUGUUCAAGUUGGUCAUUUUGCAUAUCAAAACGAGCAACACGCAAAGGACGAGCAUUUCAAGCCGUUGUUUGAACAAAUAGCGAAACUUGAGGAAGCCCUUUACAACAUUCAGUUCGAACAACAUUGGUUACAAGCGGAGAAUGACCGGCAGGCAGUUGUAAAUGAGAAAAUGGGUAAGAGAGCUGUCCACAAGGCACUGAUUGAAUCAGCAGCACUUAUAGGGGCCAGUGUUCUCCAAGUUUAUCUUUUGCAACGCCUUUUUGAGCGGAAGCUUGGGAUUACAAGAGUGUAA
Helianthus annuus (common sunflower) is the source of this 633-nucleotide messenger RNA. RefSeq names its product transmembrane emp24 domain-containing protein p24beta2. Bases 1 to 633 code for a protein of 210 amino acids. Gene Ontology annotation, cellular component: endoplasmic reticulum; COPII-coated ER to Golgi transport vesicle; Golgi apparatus. Lineage: Eukaryota; Viridiplantae; Streptophyta; Magnoliopsida; Asterales; Asteraceae. The record is from RefSeq and is a predicted model, not a curated record. The transcript is spliced from 4 exons. Gene Ontology annotation, biological process: endoplasmic reticulum to Golgi vesicle-mediated transport; Golgi organization; intracellular protein transport.